GAUGUAAUAGAUGGUGUGGCCCCAAAAUGCUUCUGCGAAAAAUAUGCCAUCAGUUACAUGUCGAAGACAGACACCAACCCAAAUAGGUUAUUUUUUGGAUGCCCAUUAUUAAAGGUGACAGAAGCACAUUGCAAGUUCUUUCUCUGGGUUGAUGACCACAUUGUUAGGGUCAGAGCGGGGGAGGCUACAAGGGGAUCGGGUGACGGGAAGCAGAGUGAUGUUGGAAAAUACUUGGGAAUGGAUAACUUGAUAGACCAUGUAGAGGAAAGAAUAGCAAAACUGGAGAAGCUGCUGAACAAGAAAAGUAGAGAAGCAGAGUUGAGGAAAAAGGGUAGAGAAGCAGCUGCAAGAGACAUGGAUGCUUCAUCAAGAACGUCUACUGAUUAG
Arachis stenosperma is the source of this 387-nucleotide messenger RNA. RefSeq lists its product as uncharacterized. The coding region runs from base 58 to 387 and encodes 109 amino acids. The record is from RefSeq and is a predicted model, not a curated record. NCBI's taxonomy places the organism in Eukaryota, Viridiplantae, Streptophyta, Magnoliopsida, Fabales, Fabaceae. The transcript has 2 exons. Gene Ontology annotation, molecular function: zinc ion binding.